UCGAGUCAUCAGUACAUAUACAAAUACGAUAAAGGAAUAAUCAGCAUUUCAACAAAAAUCACCGAUUACCAACAAAAUUGAAUCGAUUAAAAUUUGGAUUUUUUUUCUAAAUUUUGGAUAUUUUUUUUUUGAAAAACCAUGACGAAGGACAGAUUUGCAGCGCUCGUUGCGGCACAAAGCGAUGAGAAUAUUGUUGCGCUGGACGAUGUUGAAGGACGUGACGGCUUCAUGGACGAGUUCUUCAACGAAGUAGAAGAGAUAAGGGAAAUGAUAGACAAAAUAGAAGCAAAUGUCGAAGAAGUGAAGAAAACUCACAGUGCCAUCCUUUCGUCACCUCAAACAGAUGAGAAAACAAAGCAAGAGCUUGAAGAUCUGAUAGACGAUGUCAAGAAAUUUUCCAACAAAGUUCGUACAAAACUUAAGGGUAUUGAACAAAACAUCGAACAAGAAAAAUUUAGGAUUAUUAAACAAGAAGAACUUAAAUUCGGUGCUGAUAUACGAAUACGACAGACACAACACUCAACCUUAUUAAGAAAAUUUGUCGAGGUGAUGACAGAAUAUAAUAGAACCCAAAUCGAUUACAAAGAAGGGUGCAAAGCCAGAAUAAAACGUCAAUUAGAAAUCACUGGUAGAACGACGACAGAUGAAGAAUUAGAACUAAUGUUGGACCAGCCAGAUCCGGCCGUUUUCACACAAGGCAUUAUCAUGGAUACACAUCAAGCCAAACAAACAUUUGCCGACAUUGAAGCCCGGCAUGCCGAUAUCAUCAAAUUGGAAAGUUCGAUAAGAGAAUUGCACGAUAUGUUCAUGAAUAUGGCUAUGUUGGUCGAAAGUCAAGGUGAAAUGAUUAAUCGCAUAGAAUACCAUGUUGAAAUGGCUUACGACUAUGUGGAUGAAGGAACGAAAGAUGUCAAUAAAGCGAUUAUAUAUGAGAGAAAAGCUCGUCAGUAAAGUAUUGCAAUCACCCCAAAAUUUUAAAAUCGCUAAAAAUCGUUUUUCUAUGCGUUUUGGGUAUAGAAAAUCACAGAGCAACGAUUUUUUGGCCUUGUUUAUCUGGGGAUGUGGUACACUGUACCCUGUAUGGUGUACGCAAAAAAUCAAUAGGUAAUUGUUAGCACGAUAACUCUCCUUAGAGAAAAGCAAAUCCAAAUCUGAUUUUACAGGGUGAUUGGGGUUUGCGAGGAAUAGGCUGGUAUUGUUUUUCAGCGAUAUUCGUGCAUUUGUGUAUCCAUGGUGACACCAUGAUGGAGUAUGAG
Molecule: messenger RNA, 1256 nt
Organism: Contarinia nasturtii (swede midge)
Lineage: Eukaryota; Metazoa; Arthropoda; Insecta; Diptera; Cecidomyiidae
Product: syntaxin-1A-like
Exons: 7
Coding region: 139-951 (270 amino acids)
Biological process (GO): exocytosis; synaptic vesicle fusion to presynaptic active zone membrane; intracellular protein transport
Cellular component (GO): endomembrane system; plasma membrane; presynaptic active zone membrane
Molecular function (GO): SNARE binding; SNAP receptor activity
Source: RefSeq, a predicted model, not a curated record